Messenger RNA from Cicer arietinum (chickpea), 1047 nucleotides. Its product is annotated as vacuolar protein sorting-associated protein 25. Lineage: Eukaryota; Viridiplantae; Streptophyta; Magnoliopsida; Fabales; Fabaceae. Gene Ontology annotation, molecular function: structural molecule activity; protein homodimerization activity. The record is from RefSeq and is a predicted model, not a curated record. Gene Ontology annotation, biological process: protein transport to vacuole involved in ubiquitin-dependent protein catabolic process via the multivesicular body sorting pathway. Gene Ontology annotation, cellular component: ESCRT II complex.
GCAACUGUGAAACGGUGUCGUAGAACUGCACUGAUUUGGUUCCCUCCAUCAUCGUGCUAGGGUUCACAGAGUCGCAUUUUUCCCUUUCUUCUCUUCAUUCGUUUAUGUAUUUCGCGAAAUCGACUGAAUCACGUGACGAAUUCCUCACGUGCCUGCAAAGUCAAAAGAUUGAAACAAUUUAAAGAUGCAGAAAUUGGGAGAGUUCAAAUUACCGCAUUUCUUCAAUUACCCACCUUACUUCACCUUGCAGCCAGUAAGGGAUACUAGAGAGAAGCAGAUACAAUUAUGGAAAGAGCUUAUUAUAGAUUACUGCAAAACACACAAGAUAUUUGUGAUUGGGAUUGAUGAAGAAUUUCCUUUAUUUACAAAUUCUUUAAUUGAAAGAUCUCUUACUCAUGAAGCCAGAGAAGCGUUCCUUUCAGCAUUAGUUUCUGAAGGACGAGCGGAAUGGAUGGAUAAAGGACAUAGAAAAUGUCUUAUUCUCUGGCAUAGGGUUCAAGAGUGGGCUGACAUUUUACUACAGUUUGCAAAAGAUAAUGGACUGGAAGACGGUGUUGUGACGAUAGAGGAAAUACGCUUUGGGACUGAGUCUCAUGGAACAGAACUUCACGGGAUAGACCGAACUAUUUUGAAUCGUGCAUUGAAACUAUUAGAACAAAAGGGGAAGCUUGUGGUCUUUAAAGGAACUUCAACAGAUGAUGAAGGAAUUAAAUUUUCUGUAUAACUGUUUUUGUGUUAAUUUGUUGAAUCAUAAGAAAUUUCAAAUGACAUUCACGGGGGAUCUUUUCCUCCCUAUCUGACUUGCUGAGUGUGUUAUCGGGCAAGAUACCUAAGAUCAAGCUGGCGUCAAUUGCUAUCGUCUAUUAUUAUGGGAUCUUGUUUGUGUUAAGAGUUGGGCUGUGUCCAUAAUCUGUUGAGCUAGUGAAACUACAUUCCUUGUGACAUCAUGAAAUUCAUAAAUAGGAGUCUGGGUUCCAAACUUCUAAUUUCCCAAAAGCUAUUGUUAGUGUAGACAUUGAUUUUAUAUAUAAAAAAAAAAUAACACUA